AUGGGUUCCACAAAUGAUGACCCGCUUACAUUUCAAGAGGCCAUAUCCGGCCAGAAUCAUCUUGAAUGGCGAGCGGCUAUCCAAAAAGAAUACCAGUCCCUACUUGAUAACGGGACAUGGGAACUCAUUCGUCGAGAAUAUAUUGUUCCCCCGGGACAACAGGUCAUUGGUUGCAAAUGGGUGUUCAAGACCAAAGCAAACAAGGUCCGAAAAGCACGACUAGUGAUCAAAGGCUAUCGCCAAAGACAUGACAUUGACUAUCAUGACACAUUCGCAGCUGUCUCUCGCAUGGACUCUGUCCGCUGUAUCAUCGCGAGUGCUAUGCUGAAAGGAUGGAAGCUCCACCAGUUUGACGCAGUCACUGCCUUCCUACAUGGAGACAUUGACACGGCUAUCUAUAUGGAGCUUCCGGAAGGCUUUGAGAAGGAGGGAUACGUCUGUCAACUACGUCGAUCCCUCUACGGCCUUAAGCAAGCACCUCGAAUUUGGUAUCGCUGCGUUCAACGGGUGCUACAAUCAAACGGUUUCACUAUGGCACAAUCCGAUAACUGUGUCUUCUACAAGGACAACUGUGUAGUCUGUGUGUAUGUGGAUGACUUCCUUGUGGCAGGCGCAACGACCCAUGAGAUCGAAAAUGUCCGGCGAGCUCUUCAACUGGAUUUCAAAUUGAAUGACCUGGCUACUCCGCGUUCAUUCCUUGGAAUCCAAUUCAACUUCAAUAUUGACGGAUCAGUCUCUAUUCAUCAGCAUCAGUACAUCCAGAAAGUGCUCUCUGACUUCUGUAUGGAGGACUGUCAACCAAAGAACACUCCUAUGAAUCCGAAAUUAAAUACUCGGCCAGAUGAAGAAGACAUUGAUGAGAAUUCCAAAGACCGCUAUUGCUCUGCUGUUGGCGCGCCAAUGUAUCUGAUGGUCGGAACCCGACCAGAUAUUGCUUUUGCGCUUGGGACGUUAAGUCGAUUUACUUCCCGGCCGCAAUUGCAUCACCAAGCAUCACCAAGCAGCAUGAAAUGA
This is a messenger RNA of Penicillium argentinense, 1014 nucleotides long. RefSeq lists its product as uncharacterized. The transcript has a single exon. The coding region runs from base 1 to 1014 and encodes 337 amino acids. The record is from RefSeq and is a predicted model, not a curated record. NCBI's taxonomy places the organism in Eukaryota, Fungi, Ascomycota, Eurotiomycetes, Eurotiales, Aspergillaceae.